AUGGGAGCUGUUAUUGAAAAGUGUUCUGACUGCCUCCCAACAAAAAGAAAAACUAAAGGUAGAGGUCAAAGACUUGGCUCUGGCCCUCCAACACAACCACUGAAAGAACGGCAACAGGCAGCUGCUGCUGAAGCUGCCGAACGACGUGCAAAACAAGCACAAAAACGUGGUGUACAAAAAGGAGGAGGAAAAUUAAGUAAAAAAUUAGAAGACCAAAAAACUUCUAGUCAAGCUGACGAACCACCAGAUGCAAAUCUUCAAUGGAGAAGUGAUUAA
Diversispora eburnea is the source of this 276-nucleotide messenger RNA. The record is from the annotation of a GenBank genome assembly. Lineage: Eukaryota; Fungi; Glomeromycota; Glomeromycetes; Diversisporales; Diversisporaceae.